Molecule: messenger RNA, 300 nt
Organism: Purpureocillium takamizusanense
Lineage: Eukaryota; Fungi; Ascomycota; Sordariomycetes; Hypocreales; Ophiocordycipitaceae
Exons: 3
Coding region: 1-300 (99 amino acids)
Biological process (GO): mRNA splicing, via spliceosome
Cellular component (GO): precatalytic spliceosome; U4/U6 x U5 tri-snRNP complex; U6 snRNP
Molecular function (GO): RNA binding
Source: RefSeq, a predicted model, not a curated record
AUGGCGAGCCUCGGAGGGUACCUGAACAAAAAGGUGCUGAUCGUGACGGCCGAUUCGCGGAUACUCGUGGGCACCCUGACGGCGGCCGAUAACUCGACCAACCUGGUGCUCAAUGACGCCGUCGAGAGAAUCAUCCGCGAACCCGACGAUCCUGAGCCUUCUGUCGAGGUGCCCCUAGGACUGUACCUGGUGCGAGGAGACGGCGUGUGCUCCGUCGGCCUGGUGGACGAGAAACUCGACGACAGCAUCAAUUGGACGGAGGUGAAGGGGGCCACGAUUGGAGGCGUCAAGCACAUCUGA